Messenger RNA from Belonocnema kinseyi, 900 nucleotides. RefSeq names its product transmembrane protein 179. Lineage: Eukaryota; Metazoa; Arthropoda; Insecta; Hymenoptera; Cynipidae. The coding region runs from base 221 to 880 and encodes 219 amino acids. The transcript has 2 exons. The record is from RefSeq and is a predicted model, not a curated record.
UUUCGCAUCUUGUCACUUGAGCCUUCGCUUGUGAUCUUGUGUGACAUUUGGCUUUGUAAUUUAAAUGGCGACAAGUGACAAGUGUGGAAUAUUAAAAGUGACAGGAAGAAAGUGAUUAUUGAAUAUCUUGAAUAUUAAUCAAGAACUGCGCAGCUUUUUCGGAUAGGUGUUCAGUGUUUUUAUGUGGUUAACAUAAUCCCAAAAGUUGAAGGAGAGAAGAAUGGCACUCACGAAUAUUUUGUUAUUGAGCCAAAUUGCGGGAUAUGUUGUGGCUCUUAUAUUGUCUUUGUGCAUUAUUGUGCCCAUGAGUUUGCACCAGAAUGAGUUUCGAGGUCACUGCUUAUUAUUUUCAACCGGAGUAUGGCAAGAAUCCGAUGGCCAAUUCGUUGCCCAAUGGGCUUCGCAAAUUUAUUGCAACUACACCGUCUUCGUCGGCCUCGUACUCUUCCUGGCCUCAGCAAUUCAAAUUUAUCGGCUCUCGAUGUAUAUGAAAAGGGGGGAGGACAGUUCCUUCCUCUCAGCUUUUGUUGACGUCGUCUCGUCAAUUUUUCUCACAGCGAUUGCUCUCAUCGCAGCAGUUUUAAUUACCCUCGGGUUUAUGACCUGGUGCCAGUGCAUGACGAAGAGAUUUCCCUCCUGUGAACUGGCAGCUGGAAACGAUAUUGACAGAGCCGACGGCAUUGAUACUUCCGGGUUUCAUAUAGAAUUGGGAGCAGCACAAUUUGGAGCUUGGAGCAGUCUCUCAAUCUGGGUUGGACUCUCGGUCUUUGCAGUUUUGAAACUUCUCCGCUAUCAUCAACUGGAGAACAUGAAAGUCUCCAUGUUCAGGGAAAGACAGAAGUUAAUUGAAGCGGCCGGAACUAGCAACGAGACGAGUUAAUUCUCUUGCAAUUUUCUCAA